Phoenix dactylifera (date palm) is the source of this 1365-nucleotide messenger RNA. The record is from RefSeq and is a predicted model, not a curated record. Lineage: Eukaryota; Viridiplantae; Streptophyta; Magnoliopsida; Arecales; Arecaceae.
AACUCAUUAGCUUAGAAGACUAGCAGGUUCUAUGGAGGGUCUGCAAAAGACCCCACUAACGCAUUAGAGAAUUGAGAGUAGUCAUGAGUUGCUGUGCAUCUAAAGAACUUGAUAGGCAUGACAUGAGGUUCUUGAUCUAGCAUCACGCUCAAGAAGGUAUAUAUUAAAGUGGAUCAAAGAGAUGACUGCUCAGGUGAUUCAAUGAUGCAUAAAGAUGGCCCAACCAAUCAAUUAUUCUGGCUUGAAUGUUCUCUUAUAUGAAGUCCAACCCCUCCUCAUGAAGUUAUCAUCAUUGUGUGCAAGAGCGAGGGAGGGCUUCCAGCAGUGCAGCAACCUCAAAGCUAGUCUAAACUAGUGGAAGGUUGUCUGUAGAGAUGGUGCGUGGCAAGGUGCAGAUGAGGAGGAUCGAGAAUCCCGUCCACCGGCAAGUCACCUUCUGCAAACGCCGGGCAGGGCUGAUGAAAAAGGCGAAGGAGCUGUCUGUGCUGUGUGAUGCCGAAAUCGGAAUCAUAAUCUUCUCCACACAUGGCAAGCUGUAUGAGCUAGCUACUAAGGGGACUAUGGAAGGCUUGAUAGAAAGGUACAGGAAGGCAAGUGGAGAAGUUCAAACAGAAGGUGGUGAAGUGAACCAACCACAGGAAUCUGAACAGGAGAUAUCGAUGCUAAAGAAAGAGAUCUAUCUACUGCAUAAGUGUUUAAGGUACAUGUUUGGAGAUGGAGGCGCUGAAAAUAUGAACCUGGAGGAGCUGCAUGCCUUGGAAAGGCAUCUCGAGAUAUGGACCUAUCAAAUACGUGCUACAAAGAUGCAGAUCAUGUUCCAAGAAAUCCAGUCCCUUAAAAAUAAGGAGGGCAUAUUGACAGCUGCCAAUGAAUAUCUCCAAAAGAAGAUAGAAGAGCAAAAUGGGAAUUUAGAUGUAGCCCCAACGAUAGAACACCAAAACGGGCAUUUUGAUGCAGGCCCAGAGAUAGCUGACAUGCCGUACCCACUAACUAUACCGGACGAGCGUUUCCCAUUUUAGGAGCUCAGAGAUGGGCUUUUCCUACUGAUGACAAUAAGCCUGCAGGGGCCACAGACUUUAUCAAGGUGUGAAUAACUACUGUUUGUAUGGAGUGGUAAUGAUCCCUCAAGCAAUCAUUUUAAUACCUGUCAGUAUUAUUCUGAAUGUUUGAAAGACUUGGUCUAUCAUUGUCGGUUGGAGAGUUAUUGUGGUUUGUCGUGUCCUAGUAACUCUCAGAUGGUUUGAUGUCUUUCUGUUGGUCUCUGCUUUCCAAUCUACUGCUUUGGUUUGGUGUUAAGAAAUGGUUGAACUUGUUUUCUAUAAGCAUUUAGUUCUUGCAUAUGAUAUGUGAUUUAGCAUUCUAAUA